Molecule: messenger RNA, 2458 nt
Organism: Anoplopoma fimbria (sablefish)
Lineage: Eukaryota; Metazoa; Chordata; Actinopteri; Perciformes; Anoplopomatidae
Exons: 5
Coding region: 44-619 (191 amino acids)
Source: RefSeq, a predicted model, not a curated record
GAAGCUGAUCCUGCACAGCUCUGCAUCAGGCACAACAAAGGUGAUGCUGACGACCCAGAGACAGAACUGCUACCGGGAGCAGAUCCAGAAGGAGAUGUUGACCCGUUUGGCCUGGAAGAGCCGCUACGCCGACCUCUACCCGUCCUGCUGCGAUGCCCCGAACGCCGACAGCACAAAACCAACACAUCUGCCCCGUCUGCCCGGCAACGCCCGGACGGUCCUGCCUCCCGUUACCAGGACAACCGAGAAGCCGAGCGACCUUUCUCCUCCGCCUCCUGCUCCUCCUCGUCCUCCUGUGCUCUCUGUGGACGAGGACGGGCGUCUCGAUGUGGCUCCUCUGAUGAGGCCGGUUUCUCCUCAGACCAGAGAUUCUCUCUACCAGGACUCCUCGCACCACGGUAAAGGGCGGAGUCUGUACCUGCAGAGGCGUGUCCGCAUGAGACCUGAGGAGAAGUUUGACUUUCCUCUGCUCUCGUCCUGGGAGUACGGAUGGAGGCUGGGUGACUACACUCUGGAUUACAGGACUCCGUCCCGCGCCAAGUCGUCGGUGGUGAAGAACACCUUCUACGCCCGGAACGGCGUGUUCAGCAGCCCGUCAGCCACCGACACGCUGGGCUGAAGUUCAGCCUUCAGACACCAGGGGCCGCUCUUUAAUGUGAUAAACACCAUUUAUGUUUGUCUUAAUCCCAAAUUCACCACCAGCUCAAGUCAUUUGGGGAUUUUGGGAUGUUAUGAACCAUUUUGGGAUGAUGACAAAUGGCAUCUUUUGGAGGCACGAUAUACAAUAUUGGUAAUUGGUAUUAAUUUAACAUAAAUGUUUUCAAAAUUGACAUUUUUUCUUGUUUGUUUUGCCAAGCCUUCUACGUGUUUUUUUGUGUUUUGGUGAUUCGAUUAAAAACCUAUUGUCAGAUGUUAGACCUCAACUCACAGAGCAAUGAUUGGUUAGAUAUAACCCAUUUCAAAUAUAUUAUAUUAUAAUAUAUAUGACGGGGUUCGAGGUUCUUUGUGUGAAUGAAGAUCUUCUCUUUCCUGUUACACUGUCUGUUAACCAUCCACUCUGCUGUUAGGUUAAGUGUCUCCCAACCUGAUACUGUGUGAUGGAUAAUUAAUGAACACCUGGCCAGGUAUCAGUCAGAAAGACGUACACUUGAUACCUCAGUGUUUUUAAAAAGCGAGCCACUGGAGGAAAUGUUACACACCACAACAUUAAAUAUUUCUUAUCAGUCAGUAACUACAUUAUGCUAGUUUAAUUCCAGUUGUAAGGAUGUAAAGUGUAAACUUAUUUAAUGUUGUUUUCUUUUUUUUACCCCCAGAUUUGUUUACACCUUUUAAGUGUUUUGACUUAAAGCUAUAGAGCCUGCCCUCGUGCAUGAAUCUCAUAAAGAAACCAGAAUCCAACGAUUUGUUCUCAUUAGUCCAUCACUCAGACUUAUCUUUACAAACUGCUUACAAUAUUUCGUUUAAUUUGAAAAAAAAGCCCAGUAAUUUCCUCAUACAGCAGAUCACUGUCUUGAAACUAACUUUUGUCAAUGUUCAUUAUGAGUAUACUUGUAAUGUUAAGUGUUAAUGGGUAAAGUGCAUUAAACAGUUCAUGUUCUUUCAACAUUCCUAAUGACCUGCAUUCAUGUCCAAGUGAUAGUUUAGUCUCCACUUACUGGUUUAAAUCUGUUUUAGAGGAAUAGUGUGUAAAAUUUAGGGUGAUUUCAAAUGUAAUAAAAUGUUCACAAGUGUCUUAGAACCUGCAUUCUCUCUACUGUCCAUCAGUAGAGAGAACCUCUGGUUGUAUAGAAGUCUAUGAGAAAAUGACUCUACUUCUCUCUUGAUUUAUUCCCUCAGUAAACAUUGUAAACAUGAGUUUAUGGUCUCAAUCUCUAGUUGAAGUCUUCUUCAAUACAGCAUGAUGUUCAUUUAGUAAAUGAUGCUCCAUUUAGAGUCAAACAGACCAUAAAGCAGAGUAUGUAUUAGGGCGGGGCUUAAUGUGAUUGACAGAUCACUACCACAUAGGUGUCUGGUCUGGGAGAUGUCUGUGAUUUUGUCCUAAAGCCUUUCACUUCAUGAAAGUUAGUUGUAACAUUUUGGUCACAUAAAAAAGCCUUAUUCAGCCUUCAGUUAUACUCCACCCUCUCGUGUCAUUUCUGGUUGCAAAAAAACAAGAUGGCGACGGCCAGAAUUCCGGACUCAAGACUUCAAAACCUCAAUCCACAAAUCAAUGGAUGACGUCACAGUGACUACGUCCACUUCAUAUAAACAGUGCAUGGAUGAGUCAACUCAUUUCCUGUAUUAACGGUAUACUAGAAAAUUGUAAAAAUGAAUCAUAAAAGAAAACAUGGAUUAUAAAAUACAAUUUGUUAAUAUUUGGAUUACAGAUUGUACCUUUAAAAUGUUCUUAAACAAUUAAAUAAAAGAUGGGGAUUUUUUCAUUUUGACUUAGAUUUAUUCUAUUGACGAAACAAAAAAA